This is a messenger RNA of Acytostelium subglobosum LB1, 468 nucleotides long. RefSeq lists its product as hypothetical. The record is from RefSeq and is a predicted model, not a curated record. NCBI's taxonomy places the organism in Eukaryota, Evosea, Eumycetozoa, Acytosteliales, Acytosteliaceae. The coding region runs from base 1 to 468 and encodes 155 amino acids. Gene Ontology annotation, cellular component: ribosome; cytosolic small ribosomal subunit. Gene Ontology annotation, biological process: translation. The transcript is spliced from 2 exons. Gene Ontology annotation, molecular function: structural constituent of ribosome.
AUGGCCGACAUUCAAGCUGAAAAGGCAUUCCAACAGCAGGAGGUUGUUUUCUCCAAGACUUUCCAGUCCAAGGCUGCCAAGGGUGGUGAGGGAAUCAGAUUCUACAAGUCCAUUGGUCUUGGCUACAGAAUCCCAAAGGAGGCCAUCGAGGGUACCUACAUCGACAAGAAGUGCCCAUUCACCUCGAACGUCUCGAUCCGUGGAACCAUCCUCAAGGGUGUCGUCGUCUCGACCAAGAUGAGAAGAACCAUCAUCAUGCGCAGAGACUACCUCCACUACAUCAGAAAGUACAACCGUUUCGAGAAGAGACACUCCAACAUUGCUGCCCACGCCUCGCCAUGCUUCACCAUCAAGGACGGUGACAACGUCACCAUCGGUCAAUGCCGCCCACUCGCCAAGACCGUCAAGUUCAACGUCAUCAAGCACGACGCCGCUGGUGCCUCCAAGAAGCAAUUCAAGGCUUUCUAA